AUGUCAACAACAGAGAACACAACAACAGUUAUAGUCCAUGAAGCUAUAAAUGAAGAAUACGAGUACAUACAGUUUAACAAACAACUCCGUCUCAUUCGUUCGGUCAAAGACGAUAUGUACCAAAUGCAAAGUAUUUUGACUGCAUGUUUUGCUCCAGAUACCAAACACGCAGACGAUUGGUUCAAAAACCGAAGCACACAAGAACUUUUGAGUGAAAUUUCUCUAGACCGAGAAUUCUCGGCCUUGCAUAAAACACAUGAAAAUCGUAAAAAUUUGCCAAUAAAUUUAAGAGGUUGGUAUGUUCAUAGACUUUUAGUAAAUGCCGUAGCAAUGUGGGCUUCACCUCGUUAUGCUUGUUAUAUUUUCAUGAUGUUAGAUGAAAUUCAUAGACAAGAACGUGAAGAGAUGGAAAAGAAACUUCAAGCAAAAGAUGAAGUCAUUGAAGCAAAAGACAAAAGCAUUCAGAAAAGAAUACCACGUUCGGUACCAAAAGGAAAGGAAAAGAACUAUAAGUAUAUGAUUUAUACUGAAGAGAUGGAAAAUGAAGAAGAUAAAGAUAUGGUUAUGUUGCAUUUAGUCAGAAGAAACAACAAAAGCUUUUACGACCUUGCUAAGAUUUACAAAUCUGACAGAAAUUG
This is a messenger RNA of Trichomonas vaginalis G3, 638 nucleotides long. Its product is annotated as KilA, N-terminal/APSES-type HTH, DNA-binding family. NCBI's taxonomy places the organism in Eukaryota, Parabasalia, Trichomonadida, Trichomonadidae. The record is from RefSeq and is a predicted model, not a curated record. The transcript has a single exon. The annotation marks the transcript as partial.